Messenger RNA from Aspergillus calidoustus, 2817 nucleotides. The record is from the annotation of a GenBank genome assembly. NCBI's taxonomy places the organism in Eukaryota, Fungi, Ascomycota, Eurotiomycetes, Eurotiales, Aspergillaceae.
AUGGACCAUGAAGAUUAUGGCUCAGAUCCGUUUACGAGCGAUGGGCUGUGGCGGAUAUCCAAGUUUACUUUGGAUUCCCUCCAGCCGAACGAGCCUUUACCUUGGAACGAGAACUUGAACCUACCUGUACUCUCAGAAGACAUCUUCAAGAACCCCUUAGACUUGUUUGAUGUUGAUCAAUCCAAAUUGCACGGGCUAAAUAUUUUUGGGACCGAACCUUCGGAGCCAAGUCUGUCCACGGAGUCAGUAACAGAUACAUCAAGUGACACUCAACUCGAGAAUUGCAGUGACGCGCAUGAGUCGGACGCCGAAGUAGAGGAAUUAUGGGUGGCUGACGCAGCAGCGCCCCCUGACAAGUCAUUAACCUCAUGGGAGAAGUAUCACACCCGUGGGUACACUGAGCCUCGUUCGGCAUACUUUAGCGAGUCUGGAUUAAAAGGAUUUGAAGCGGCGCUAGACCAUCAUAGCAAGCAAACGUCAACCGGAAAGACGAAAUCUGUUGUGCGAAAUGAUAUCUUCUUCCAGUCGCUGUUCCGGCUUGGAUUAGGAUGGAGCUCUAUGCUCUUCCGGUACAACGACCGACAACAAAAGUUUGAAAAAGUCAUCAAGGACUUGCGUAUCUCCGGGGUUAGUGCUCUUGCACUGAACGGACUGAUGGAUGAGGUUCUCCAAUGCGGGACGAAUAUGCAACGAAUCCGGGCUUUCAUCGACAGAGUACCGUUCAAAUCGGCGGAGCCGUCUGUACUGUCUGCAUUUUCCACGACUGCAUCCGCGAUCAUAUACACACUCGAAAAGCAGUUACUCAGUUGCGCCAAGCACAUUAACUCUGCUCUCCAGGUCAGGGCCUUAUUCCAGCAAUGCGGUGAGCUAGUAGGUGCUCUGUCGAAUAUGGUAGGCAUCGUGGAGAGAGCAGGAUCAGAAGCCCAAGUCAUCUCCUCUGUUUUCAAGCUAGCUGCUCAUUAUUCCCAUAGCCACGGUCAGAUGGAGGAUCUUUUUCGGGAGAUUGUCUUCCGAGUUGCUGGACCUUGGCUGGACUACGUAGAAUCCUGGAUAGGCUUUCGUCCAGAGACGGCCGCCUCGGUGGAGCGGCUUGCAAGUGGGAAAAGUUUUGUUUACUUCGAAAAGCCAGAAGAGAGAGGAAGACUCCAGUCACAGGAACGACUGGACUACGUCUACCUUCCGGACCAAAUGCCGUCUUUCGUUCCACCAGACCAGGCGCAAUUGAUAUUUGAAAGUGGAAGAAGCCUACGACUACUCAAACGCUCCCAUCCAAAUCAUCCCCUUGCAAGACGGGCCACGGAAAUUCCGAGCCUUAGUGGUGCGGGAACUUGGGCUGAGCUGGAAAGAAUACAAACAAAGGCGCGUGACUACGAGAAUAGACUUCGGGCAGAGAUUCGCAAGUACAACAGCGGAGGACUAUAUGAAGAGCAAGGGACAACUAUGGGUGCGCCUCGAUAUGAAGACCUACCAGACGCCUUUGAUCUGUUUGAUAUUGACGAUGCUCGCAAUGUGACCGGAUUACUCGCAAGCCAGUCCCUGGGAAAAGGAAAACUUGGACAAUUGAUGGUCGAUUAUGAGGAUUCCACCAGAGAGCGAUGUGGAACCAAUUUCGCUCCAGAGGUCACGUCGUCGCUUCACCUCUCACUUGCUCCUCUGCUUUCGUCGCAAGCCUUAUUGAUUGACUAUUCCUGCCUUCAUCUGCUUUUCAAGGAGCAUAAAUUGAGAGACCAUCUGACUUUGCAAUGGCGGUUCCAGCUUCUUGGUGAUGGGUACUUUACGUCCCGCCUCUCUCACUCACUCUUCGACCCUGAGAUGGAAAGCAGCGAGCGAAAGACUGGCGUCGUACGAAGCGGCGUACAUACAGGUCUACGCCUCGGAAGUCGAGAUACCUGGCCUCCAGCGAGCUCAGAGCUGCGCUUGGUGUUGAUGGGCGUUCUCAACGAGUGUUAUGGUGUUGAGUAUGCGGAUGGCUCUGGUAAUCCAGAGUUUGAAAAUGAAAAGGAGCUUCCCGGAGGCCUAAGCUUCUCCAUUCGCGAGUUGACAGAGGAAGAUAUCGCCAAGUGCAAGAAUCCAAACGCUAUUGAAGCACUCGACUUCCUCCGCCUCCAAUACAAACCCUCAAACGUUCUCGAUGCCAUUAUCACUCAGCACUCUUUGCACAAGUAUGACCGACUUUUCAAACAACUACUUCGGCUCCUUCGGAUGGUCUCAGUCGUAAAGGGGCUUAUUCGAGACUCUACCGCCAGGACUUCACUUUCAGGAGAUACCCGGAACAUCUUGCAAAAGUUCCGGAUUGAUUGUCAACAUUUUGUUCUUUCAUUGAGCGACUAUUGCUUCCAGCUCGGCAUCGGCUCGACUUGGCAGCGAUUCCAGGAUACUCUCUCUAAGGUCGAAACCUGUCUCGACCGCGGUGACAUUGACGGCACAAUUGAAGCAGCCCAUUCGAUCUCAAGACUAAGAGCUUACCAUGAAGAAACUUUGGACCAAAUGCUCUUUGCGCUAUUUCUCAGCAAACGGCACGCCGAGGUUGCCAAAUUGAUUGAUGACAUAUUCGAUGUGAUCCUCAAGUUUGCUCCACUGUCGCGGAUGGACGGGAUGCAUGGCGUGCGCCAUGAGAGCGAGGCGGUGAUCAAGCGCUUAUACGUCGUCUUCAGAAAGCAAAUGUCUGCGCUCGUUGGGUAUCUACGCAGACUUGAUGGAGCGAAGUCUGACCCUCGGAGCAGGGGUAGGUCUGGGAUGACUCCUGCGUCCAGAAAAACGCCCACCAACGUGUUUGACCAUCUUCUGGUGCGACUGGACAUGAGGAAAUAUUACUAG